Molecule: messenger RNA, 2551 nt
Organism: Coffea arabica (coffee)
Lineage: Eukaryota; Viridiplantae; Streptophyta; Magnoliopsida; Gentianales; Rubiaceae
Product: protein DJ-1 homolog C-like
Biological process (GO): glyoxal metabolic process
Cellular component (GO): cytoplasm
Source: RefSeq, a predicted model, not a curated record
UCGUUGGCCAAAUAAACUUGCAGAGGAUAAGAAAGGACCCUGAAACUCUUUAGCUUGCCUAGCGAUUGAGGCAUCCCGGAUUCAAGUGUCCGGAUUAUUACACAGAUUCCAUCGGGGAAGACGAACUCCAGCAUUCCCCCCAGCAACAGCAAAUAAUUCCUUUGAUUCUCAGCUAACUUAAAAUUUGGAGAAUUAAAAAGGGGAAAAAAAUGAGGACUUCAAUAACUCCUCUGUAUUUCAUCCCUACAACUCUUCCCAAGUCCGACCACCAUUGUUUGGCGUCCCUCUCCACAAGAUCAUUCCGGGCCUUAGGCUUUCGUGUGUUUGCUGCUGCAGUCUCCGAACAGCGUAAAACCCCAAGCAUUUCAAAACCUCCUAAAACCCCUUUUCCAAGCCCAACGGCUUCCAUACCCACCCCUUCUCCUGCAGCAAAUGAAAACCCUCCUAAGACCAAGAAGGUUUUGGUGCCAAUUGGGUUUGGCUCAGAAGAAAUGGAGGCUGUGAUAUUAGUUGAUGUUCUGCGGCGGGCGGGCGCGGAGGUGACUCUGGCUUCUGUGGAGCAACGACUAGAGGUGGAAUUUUCUGGAGGCACUAGGCUGGUUGCUGAUGCAUUUGUCUCUGCUUGUUCCGAUCAAAUCUUUGAUCUAAUUGCCCUUCCGGGUGGAAUGCCAGGGUCUGCACGUUUAAGAGACUGUGAAAUUCUCCAGAAGAUGACUAGCAAACAAGCUGAGGAGAAACGGUUGUAUGGUGCAAUAUGUGCUGCUCCAGCUGUCACACUUUUGCCUUGGGGCCUUCUUAGGAAGAAGAAGACGACUUGCCACCCUGCAUUUAUAGACAAGCUCCCUACCUUCUGGGCUGUUAAGUCUAAUAACCAGGUCUCUGGAGAGCUGACAACAAGUCGUGGCCCUGGCACUUCUUUUGAAUUUGCUAUAUCAUUAGUGAGCCAGCUGUAUGGUGAGACUGCUGCCAAGGAAAUCAAGGAUUCAUUGCUAGUGAAUGACAGUGGCAGUCAUAAGAAAGAAGAAUUCAAUGAAGCCCAUUGGUCUCUUGAUCAUACCCCUCAAGUCCUCCUUCCAGUUGCAAAUGGUUGUGAAGGAAUUGACAUAGUUACCACUAUAGAUAUCCUAAGGAGAGCAAAGGCCAGUGUUGUGGUUGCUUCAGUGGAAAAAUCUACCCAGAUUUUGGCAUCACAAGGGAUAAUACUUGUUGCAGACAAACUGAUUAAUGCAGCUGCCGAGAUCACUUAUGAUCUGAUAAUUUUGCCAGGAGGAGUUGGUGGAGCCGAAAGGUUGCACAAAUCCAGGGUUCUCAGGAAGUUACUGAAAGAACAGCAAAUUGGUGGAAGAAUUUUUGGUGCAAUGUGCUCUUCAAGUGCAAUACUUGAAAGACAGGGGUUACUCAAGGAUAAGAAAGCCACUGCAGUACCUGAAUCAGUUCUAAGCAAGGAAAGUAAUGUGGUUGAUGGUGCACAAGUAGUCAUUGAUGGUAAGGUGAUCGCAAACAAGGGCCUUGCUAGUGCAACAGAUUUUGGACUGGCUAUUGUGGGUAAGCUGUUUGGGCAUUCAAGGGCAAGGAGUGUUGCAGAAGGUCUUGUCUUUGAGUACCCAAGGGCCUAAAAAAGGGACUACUGCCUCUCUAGGUUCAUCCUGAAAUGGGUGGCCUACCCACCCCAAUUGGAAACAAGCGACGCUUGGGACUUAGCUUUAAGAAGUAUUAACAAGUUUGUUCAUGUGGAAAAAGUGGUUGGGAUGAGCUGAUAUCUUUUGCUCGGCAACGAGGUGUUUCUGGCAAAUUUGUAGUGGUUCCAUGAAAUAUUAAGUGGCGAAAACCAUGAGGAUGCACUUUUGCAGCUGCAGUGGUGGAUAAAUUUUGGGAAUUUCCUGAAUCCGGCCUACUGCCUAGAGAUCAUAAUGUCUGACAUGUGAUAAGAGCUGCAAAGACAUAAUCUGCAUUCCUCUGCCUCAACAGACCGUUAAAACAUUGACACAAAACAGAGAGUUCCUUUCAUCCUUUACCAACGCCACCAGAAUGAGUCUCUGCUGACACGGACAAUUUUGUGUGAGAGAAGUGCUGUGAUGUAACAGAAAGUCCAUCAGAUAACUGGGGAGUUUCUUUUGGCUCAUGAAUCUGGAUAUAUACUCUGUUUGAUGCACACAGUCCUUUCUUUUUUCUUUUGUUUUUGGGAACAAUAUGUGGAGUCAGUCCAACUCGUUAUGAUCACAGAUACCUAUCAAUAUCAUGAUGCGAGAUGUCGACACCCAAAUGUGACGCGCUAUUGCUGUGAAUUGUGAUCCAUGACGACCAAGGACGGUUCGACAUUAAACUGGCCUGGUCAAAAUGCUAGAAGUGUCUGCGCCUUUUCACGUGUCUGUGCAUCACAUGCUAGCAUGCAAAAUACUGCAUGCUUGACUUCCUCUCCGGACGGUAGGUCGGAAUUCCAACCUUACUUGCAGUUAAAAAAGUACCCUUAUCAGUUAGAUUUUUGAUAUAUAUCAAGUCUAAGUACGAAUAAUUUGAAUUUUGUUACUAAUAAAUUUCAAUCUUAUAUUAA